Emiliania huxleyi CCMP1516 is the source of this 798-nucleotide messenger RNA. RefSeq lists its product as hypothetical. Lineage: Eukaryota; Haptophyta; Isochrysidales; Noelaerhabdaceae. The record is from RefSeq and is a predicted model, not a curated record. Bases 102 to 761 code for a protein of 219 amino acids. The transcript has 2 exons.
GCGAGUUCGCGCUGCGCUAGGCUCACAGAUGCGAGUGCGCUGCGAUAGAAGAAAAAACAGGGUCGAAACGACAACCGAAGGGAGGACUGUGUAGUGUAAUCAUGUGUCAAGAAUCACGUGCUGCUGCUGCUGCUGCUACUGCUGCUGGCCUGCUGCUGCGCGGCGAGCGCCGUCGCCGAGGCGGGCCUCGGCGGAGAGCGCGAUUAUGCGGCCUUUUCCGCGACCCGCACAAAGAAGAGGCGCCCUCCGUCAGCCUCGACCUGCCACCGGCUCGCGUCGACCGACCCGGCCGCGUGCCACACCUCCACAGCCCAGUGCGCCAGCCCGCAGAAGUUGCCCUCCUCGAUGCCCCAUCCCGUGGGCCACGCGGCCAAAGCGGUGCCGAGAGGCGGCGGCGGCGCCGCGGUCGCCUCGAGACGCGCCGCGACGGCGUCAAAGGCGAUCCGCCUCGCGCCCGUCGCGGCCGCCUCGGCCAGCAGCGCCUCCCCGGCCAGCCGCGGGAGGUCGCCCUCCGUCUCGAACCAGCACGACGAGCGGCCGUCGGCGCACGCCUCGUCCCACGCCUUGAGCUGGCGGACAAAGGCCGCCAAGCUCUUGAGGCCGGGCGAGGGCGCGGCGGGCGACGGGGCAAGGGAGCAGCCGGGCGAGGAGAGGUAGGAGGUGCUCGCCGGCGAGCGCUCCCGCGCCUCGCCGCUCGAGCCGCCGACAGCCCCCCUCCUCGACGUGACGGCCGCUCCCGGAGCCGGCCGGUGCGCCCCUGACCCACGCCCCCUCUCGCACCCCUCCGACCCCCCCUGC